This is a messenger RNA of Ostreococcus tauri, 1266 nucleotides long. Its product is annotated as Arf GTPase activating protein. Gene Ontology annotation, molecular function: GTPase activator activity. Gene Ontology annotation, biological process: COPI coating of Golgi vesicle. The coding region runs from base 1 to 1266 and encodes 421 amino acids. The record is from RefSeq and is a predicted model, not a curated record. The transcript has a single exon. Lineage: Eukaryota; Viridiplantae; Chlorophyta; Mamiellophyceae; Mamiellales; Bathycoccaceae.
AUGAGUAUUCGUGACGAAAAAGCGAUCGAUAACGCGGCGCGCGACGCCCUGUUCACCGCGCUUCUGCGUAAAGGUGGGAAUCGAGUGUGCUUCGACUGUGGGUCGCCGUGUCCGAAGUGGACGAGUAAGAAUUUUGGGGUUUUCGUGUGCUUGGAUUGCAGCGGCGUGCACCGGUCGCUCGGCGUGCACGUGACGGCGGUGAAGAGCGCGAACAUGGAUCGGUGGACGGACGGUGAGCUGGACGUGUUCAGAGUGACGAAAGGGAACGACAAGGCGCGGGCGUUCUUUUCGAAACACGGUUGGAGCGCGGCGGAGCGAGGGCGGAUUGGGCAGAAGUACACUUCUCGCGCGGCGAUGCUGUACCUGAAGCAGAUUCAGAAGGAGGUGGAGGAGCUUCGAGCAGCGGGAGAGAUGGCGACGACGAUGACGUCGCCUCGAGCUGGGAACAUGCAGGAGGAUGAUGACUUCUUCAAAUUGACGGAAAGGGAGGCGGCAACGAAGAAGGCAGUCGAGGUACCAAAGUCCGCAGCCACUCAGGUGCCUGCGAAGGCGGAGACGAUGCAGCGACAGACGAUCGAGGUCAAGAAGCCGAUUUUAUCGAAACCCCGCAGUUCGAUCUUCGCAAAGCGUCCGAUGAUGAGUCUGCCGAAGACGAAGACCGUUCUAACUCCCCAGGGCAUGAUGCCAAAGACGCCAGUAGUUGCGCCUCCUGCGGAAGGGCCGGAGUUUCACGACGCCGUGGAAACCGUUGAGGAAGCCAAGUCGCCGGUCGCGAGAGAUGAACCGUCGCCGAUCUGGGCACCACAAUCAGCUCCAGCGCAACCGGCACUCCUGCAGCCAGAGGUGAAGAAGGCGACGAACAUCGGUCGAUCCGCGGACGGUCACGUCAUGCUCCUCAAACCAAAGUUCACGUCAAGCGUAUCUUCUGAGGCAAAAUCAAGCAGUCCGAGUGGAACGUACAAGCCCAACUACUACAGUAAUCCCGACCCUCGAUACGGAUUGCACAACAUUCAGGGCGCGCACGCGCAACACUCGGCCGUUGGCAGGUACUCCGGUGGCAACCAAGGGAACUCAACGAGCUCGGCGUCGUCGUACGAUCCCUCCUACGGGGAAGAAGAUGUCAACCUUUCGACGUCUAGUUUGAUGCAAAAGAUGAAAAUUGCCGCGAAGGAUGAUCUACAUAAGGUCAGAGAGGUAGCUUCUCGAGGCUUCAAUGUCGCAAAGGGCUUCGCGCGAAAUGUUUACGAAGAAUUGCAAAAGUCAUAG